This is a messenger RNA of Hepatospora eriocheir, 2691 nucleotides long. The record is from the annotation of a GenBank genome assembly. NCBI's taxonomy places the organism in Eukaryota, Fungi, Microsporidia, Hepatosporidae.
AUGAAAAAUACAGGAUUAUUAGAGGCUUUUAUAGAAAUCAAUAAGAUACCACCUACUAAGUCACAUAUAUAUUCUAAUUCACUGGGUAAUUAUACAACUCUAAGUACACUUAAACUUCAGAAAGAGUUUGCUGUAUCACUGCCUAAUAAAGAUCUCUAUGGUAUAAUACCAGAACUAAAGGUUAUCUGGUUUACUGAAGGAUUCAAAUUAUAUUUUUAUAAUUAUUUCAGAAAUACUACUGAAUUAGUUGAAACGUACGAUAAAGAAGUGUGUUUUGUAGAGACUUUUAAAGCUGAUUCAGAUAUUUUCAGUGAAUCAGUUGAAUUAUGUUUUGCUGUUGCUACUGUCAAUAGUUUACAUAUUUAUGCAGUAGAAGAAGAUUCAUAUCACAUCGUUAAGACCGACUUUACAUACUUUUAUAAAGACAAACCAACUUCCAUGGUUACUAAAGACACUUGUAUAUAUUUGGGGUGUAGUAGUGGAAUUUUUUACAAAUUUAAAUGUUGUUCAAUUCCUUGUAUUCAAUAUAAAUAUUUGUCUGUUGGUCAUUCAACUAACUGGUUUAUUAGAAAAUUAUCACCUCUUUAUAAAUUACCACUCAAUAGAAUUAAAUGUAUUGCAAUAGGAAAUGAAUAUGCUGUAUUUAUAGGUUUUAAUAUUUAUGUCUAUUAUAUCAAAAAUAACUCUUUUGAUUAUAAAUAUACUAUUACUAAUAAGAAUGAAUAUAUUGAUGUUGUAAUUUUAGAUGAGAAUCCAUUAAGUUUUUAUUGCUUAUUUCCUUCAGGUAACAGAGAUUUCUUUGAAGAGAGAAAACUAAUAAUAUCUAAAGAUUUUCCAACUGUAGCUAAAAUAAAACAAUCUAAGUGCUUAUCAGAUAAGUUUGUGAUUCUGAAAGAGGUUAAUGGAGUUAACUUUCUCAAUCUUAUUUCAUUUAAUGAAGAUCAAUUGGUUAAUUUUUUACAAACUAAAUCAUCUGAAAAUUCUCAUCAAUUAAACACUGAACAGAAUGUUAAAGCUAUUUCUAUUAAUGAUGAUUCAUUGGUUGUUUUGACAGAUUUUAAAAUAUCAAUCUACUCAAUUUAUACUAACAAACAAUUACUAUUAAAUUUAAGAAGUGAGGAGAUUUAUCAGAUCUAUAAGAAUUAUGGGGAUGUAUAUUUUAUGGUUAAGUAUUUUGAAUUGUUGGCUAAUAAUGAGAAUGUAUCAAUGUUAGAAGGUUAUUGUAAAAAUGACAGUUUGAAAGGUUUUGCUUUAUUUAUUUAUUUAGCUUUACUUGUUAAAGAUUUUUGGAGAGUUGAUAUUUGUAAGUUCAAGUCUGGUAAAAACAAUCUCUUUUUAUUAGAAAAAAUAGUAAAAAAAUUAAAGACAUUACUUACAAGAGUUAAAUACUCUUUGACACAACAAAGAAAGUUCAUUGAAGAAUUUUUACAAACAAUCUUUUAUUUAGACUUACUUGAUAAGUAUAAUAUCACUUAUAAUGAAACAUUUGAAUCUAUUUUAGUUAGAGAGUCUAAUUUUAAUGAGAAGAGUUUAAAUGAACUUACACAAAUUUUUAAAAAGAAUAAUUCUAUUGAUCAAUUAAAUAGAAUUCUUGAAAAUAACUGCUCAUUAUACUUUCCAUCUGAUCAGAUGAAUAUUCAAAGAGGAUUUCAAGUUAUUAGCGGUACUCCUACUAAUAAGGCAUUGUAUGAGAGUUUAAGUUACUUUAAGUUAGUUCCUUUAAGAAUGAAUAUUAUUGAUGUUUAUAAUGAUAAAGGAUUCUUUUAUGGAAGUGUUUAUUUGAUCAGAGAAAAGUUUAAUUUAAAUUACAAUGAAGCAAUUGAUUAUUUGAGUGAAUCUGUUAGAUGUAUAGGAGCUAUGAAUUAUGGUUUAGAAGACACAAGAGAGGAAUUUUUAUAUCCAUUUUUUGAAGUUUUAGUUAACAUGAAUAAUUUUGAUCCUUGUUUGUGCUGUCAAUCACCUCAAAGAGAAAUAGAACUUUUAAAGAUUAAAAAUCCUUUAUUUAUUCAGUUCUUAAAAUCACGAAUAUCAUCUGAUCCUAAGAUUUACAGCUUAGAAUGGAAAUAUUUAGCUUAUAAUGAUGACAAGAAAGGUGCUGUUAAUGCACUUAUUAAAUUAUCUGAAAGACCAUCUUUAUCAUUAAGUGAGAAAGUUGAAUCUCUUAAUAUAGCUAAGUCUUUAGAUAGUAAAUCAUCUGAUAUUAUUUUAAGAUUAAAGCUUUAUAAAAUACAAAAGGCUGUUUCAAUUAGAAAACCACAUUUAAAUUUUAAAAUGUUAUUAUCAGCAGAGUCACUUUUAAAUGAUUAUUGUUAUAAUGAACCUGAUUUAGCAUUAGAAAUAUUUGAUGUUAUUAAUUAUGAUAACAAAGAUCAAAUUAAAAAAUAUUACAAAGAAUUUAUUAAGAAUUCUGCACUUGAAGAAAUUUUUAAUUUGUUAGAUAAAAUUAAUAAUAAAGAUCUUUCUAUAAUCAUGGGAUUAUUAAUUGAGAAUAAUAUUAAUAAACCAUUACUUCAUAGGUUAUUAGCAGUUGGAUUUGAAUACAAUGAUAUAUUAAUUAAUGUAAAGAGUAUAUUAAUGUCUACAGCUCAUCCUAAUGUAAAAAGAUCAUUGUUAACCGAUUUAAAAAGCUUUGCUAAAUUUAAUGAAUUUAAUGAAUAUUCUAUCAUUUGUUCCAGUGCCUUUGGAAUUUAA